CCUGAUCAAAGUUCCUCCGCAGCUGCUGUGUUCAUGGGCAUGUUGACGGCGGCAUCGUGGAGACGCGCUGCUCUUCGGAGAAAAACAUGGACAUGGCCUCUGCGGACCGUUUGAGGAUGAUCGCUGCCCUGACCGGCGUCUUGGCGCUUUUGACGGUGCAAGCUGUUCCGACGCUCACUGAUGAAAAUGCGGAUGCAGGUGAACUGAGGGACGACAUACCUGAGAUCAACAGAGGGUUAGAGCACCUGUUCGAGGGCGACAUCGCGGGUAAUCCCAGCAGAAAUGCAAUCCUGGAUCAAACAAGAAGAUGGAAGUUUCCCAUCCCCUACAUCUUAACGGAUUCUUUAGAGCUGAAUGCCAAAGGUGUGAUCCUCCAGGCCUUUGAGGAAUACCGUCUGAGAUCCUGCGUGGACUUCAAGCCGUACGAGGGGGAGGCCAGCUACAUCUCUUUCACCAAGCUGUCCGGAUGCUGGUCAUACGUUGGCGAUGACGGAACAGGGCAGAACGUGUCCAUCGGGGCCAGGUGCGACACUAAAGCCAUUGUGCAGCAUGAGCUCCUCCAUGCGUUGGGCUUUUACCACGAACAGUCUCGCUCGGACAGAGACAACUACGUGAAGAUCUGGUGGGACCAGAUUGAAGAGGGGAUGGGGCACAAUUUCAACAAGUAUGAGGACGACUUCAUCACUGACCUGAACACGGCUUAUGAUUACGAGUCCAUCAUGCACUACAGGCCGCUGUCUUUCAACAAGAACGACAGCAUUCCCACCAUCACCACCAGCAUACCGUACUUUAAUGAGGUCAUUGGCCAGCGGCUGGACUUCAGUGGUGUCGACAUCACCCGGCUCAACCGCAUGUACAGCUGUGCCAACACGCACACGCUCCUGGACCAGUGCUCUUUUGAGCUGAUCAACAUCUGCGGAAUGAUCCAGAACGAGAACGACAACGCAGACUGGGUCCAGACGUUGAGCGGUCCCGCUGACGCUGAUCACACCCUGGCAGGGCGCUGCAGAGACUCUGGCUACUUCAUGAAGUUUGACACGUCCUCCGGUGUGGUCGGCAGCAGUGCCCUGCUGGAGUCACGUAUCCUCUUCCCCAAAAGAGACGAACAGUGCCUGCAGUUCUUCUACAGGAUGAGCGGGGCGGCUGGAGACAAACUGGUGAUAUGGAUCAGGACUGACGAUGGGACAGGGACCGUACGCAAUGUCAGGAAAAUCCACACCAUCACUGGUGAUGGGGAUGACGCCUGGAAAAUAGCCCAUGUGACUCUCAAAGUGACAGAGAAGUUCCGCUUUUUCUUCCAAGGCGUCAGAGGAUCAUCCAACUCGUCGGGCGCUGUCUCAAUCGAUGACAUCACUCUCACAGAGACCAGCUGCCCGAGUGCCGUCUGGCAGAUCCACAAUUUCACCGGGCUCCUUACCGCCGCUCCCCCCGGCAGUGCCGUCAUAAGCCAGUGCUUCUACAACUCGGAGGGCUACUCCUUCGGUAUCAGUGUUUACCCAAAUGGAAAAAACAUUGACUACCCGAACUAUGUUGGCAUGACCGUGCACCUCUGCAGUGGGGAAAACGAUGCAGUGAUGGAGUGGCCAGCAGAGAACAGACAGGUGACCAUCGUUGCCAUGGAUCAGGACGCUGACGUCAAAUUGAGGAUGUCCUCUACGAGAAGCUUCACCACAGAUGCCAGCUGGAACAAGCCAACGAACGCUUCCGGAGCAGUGUUGGAUGACAGCUGCAAGUGCUACCGCGGCCAAGACGUCGGCUGGAGCACCUUCAUUUCUCACCAGCACCUGCGCAGGAGGAGCUUCCUCAAGAAUGACGACCUCAUCAUCACUGCCGACUUCAAUGAUUUGACCCACUUGAUCAAGACGGAGGUGCCCGUCAAACCGGCUGCCCCGGUUACCGACAUCACAGAUGAGCAGACAGUCAGCGAGGUGGGAAUGAGACAGCAGGCUCCAAAACACAGAGAAGCUCGAGCUGCCAAGCCCUGUCAUCCCAACCCGUGCUUAAAUGGAGGCUUGUGUGUGGACAGUGAAGGGAAAGCUUCGUGCAGGUGUGCAACAAGCCAGACGACCUACUACACUGGUAAAAGGUGUGAGGAAGUGAACACAGAUAGCAGCAUUCUGGGAGCUCUGAUUGGUGGCGCAGCGGGGACGGUAGUUCUCACAGGGGCCAUCUUCACCGUCGUCAGGAGAGCUCAGUGAUACUUAUUUAGGAGGACAUAGCAUUUAGUCUGCAUCCAUCCAGCACCGAAAUCACAAUAAACAUAAAGACAACACUGGAGGGAAAUAUGCAGAUGCAUCCUCUACACUCCUUUUUUGUGUGCAAAAAUUGCAAAUUGGAAGCUCACUUUUUCAAUUCAGGACCAAAACCAAAAUGAGCCCUGGCAACCACUGUAUUCGUGGACCAUAGAGGAAACUUACAUCAUGCCGGAUAACAUCCGCACUUUAUGUGCCGAGGGCAUGUAACCAUAUAGUAUGUGAUCUGUUAUGAAAAUUGUAAGUCUGGAUUGAAAUAUUUAAAUCAUGUGUGAACAACAAUAAAAUACUUUUCAUUCCUUGUCUUUA
Scophthalmus maximus (turbot) is the source of this 2561-nucleotide messenger RNA. RefSeq names its product meprin A, alpha (PABA peptide hydrolase), tandem duplicate 2 (gene mep1a.2). The transcript is spliced from 14 exons. Gene Ontology annotation, biological process: proteolysis. NCBI's taxonomy places the organism in Eukaryota, Metazoa, Chordata, Actinopteri, Pleuronectiformes, Scophthalmidae. Gene Ontology annotation, molecular function: metalloendopeptidase activity; zinc ion binding; protein binding. Bases 87 to 2198 code for a protein of 703 amino acids. Gene Ontology annotation, cellular component: membrane. The record is from RefSeq and is a predicted model, not a curated record.